AUGAUUUUAAGAGAUUUUGCACAAUUUUUGCUUGCCUUCCCUAAUUUAAAUGUCAAUCAAGAUUCUUUUGGACUAGAACCUUAUUCGAAUGAUAAAUGUCCAAUUGAUAUCCCAUUGACGUGUCGAAAUCAGACCACUAUUGGCGAUACAUGUUGCUUUGAAUACCCUGGAGGAGUUUUUCUGCAAACUCAAUUUUGGAAUUAUAGACCAUCUAAAAAAGAUUUAGAUAGAGAUGGUAUUGAAAAUGAAUUAGGUCCUUUGGAAUCAUUCACUAUCCAUGGAUUAUGGCCUGAUAACUGCGAUGGUGGAUUUGAACAAUUCUGUAGAUCAGAUUUAGCCAUUGAUGAUGUAGAUUAUUUAUUGCGUUCAGAUCAAUUUAACAACAAAACCAAUUUGGAUAUUUCAGGAGAGGAAUUACUAUUUGAAUUGAAUAAGUUGUGGAAGAGUAAUAAUGGGAAUCACGAGUCCCUUUGGAUUCAUGAGUUUAACAAACACGGUACUUGUAUCAAAACUAUUAGACCUGACUGUUAUUCUCGUUGGGGUCAAUUAGAUUCAAGUAAUGAUGAGGACAAGAAACAGGCAGUCUAUGAUUAUUUUAGAAUUGCUUACAAGUUAUUCAAGAAACUGGACACUUUUGAAUUCUUAAAAGAAAGCGGAAUUGUUCCAAGUGUUAAUAAAACAUAUACGAGAGAAGAAAUACAAAAGGCUUUGCAGAAGAAAUUUAAUGGGAACAAUGUUUACAUUGGCUGUGACAAUAGAAAUGCCUUGAAUGAGAUUUGGUAUUUCAACUUAUUAAAGGGAUCAUUAUUAUCGGAAGAAUUCAUUCCUAUACCAUCAUUCAAAAGUUUCGGUAGAUGCAAAGCGGAUGGAAUUAAAUUUUAUCCCAAGGGUCAUAUUCCAACGACAGGUGGGGGAGGAGGAGGUGGAAAUAAUGAUGGUCCCUCUAUGAGAGGUAUUAUAAGAUUAAGUGGUUAUGAGGGUCAUUUGAUAAGGAAUGGACAUUGGACAAUCAAAGGUACAGAGGCUAAUUUUCAAUUGAUGAAAGCACCUUUUGGUAGUUAUUAUUUAAAAUCUCGUAAUGGUUACUGCACUGUCGCCGAUUCUAAUUUAUUAGUUUGCAAUAAAAACAGAAAUACUGCUGGUCAGUUUGAAUAUGAUGAUAAAACUGGUUACUUGAGUUACUCAGAAAAUUUGAAUUGGUCCUCAAAUGAAUAUCCUCGUGGUAACAAACAAAGUUUAGUUUAUCAUGGUGCAAGUGACAACAAAUACCAAUUUAAAUUGAAAUUUAUUAAAAUUUAG
Vanderwaltozyma polyspora DSM 70294 is the source of this 1299-nucleotide messenger RNA. RefSeq names its product ribonuclease T2 (gene RNY1). NCBI's taxonomy places the organism in Eukaryota, Fungi, Ascomycota, Saccharomycetes, Saccharomycetales, Saccharomycetaceae. Bases 1 to 1299 code for a protein of 432 amino acids. Gene Ontology annotation, molecular function: RNA binding; ribonuclease T2 activity. The transcript has a single exon. The record is from RefSeq and is a predicted model, not a curated record. Gene Ontology annotation, cellular component: extracellular region. Gene Ontology annotation, biological process: RNA catabolic process.